Plasmodium adleri (nom. inval.) is the source of this 1269-nucleotide messenger RNA. RefSeq names its product 3-hydroxyisobutyryl-coenzyme A hydrolase,putative. The record is from RefSeq and is a predicted model, not a curated record. Gene Ontology annotation, molecular function: 3-hydroxyisobutyryl-CoA hydrolase activity. Bases 1 to 1269 code for a protein of 422 amino acids. The transcript has a single exon. Gene Ontology annotation, biological process: L-valine catabolic process. NCBI's taxonomy places the organism in Eukaryota, Apicomplexa, Aconoidasida, Haemosporida, Plasmodiidae.
AUGGAAGAAUAUACACCUAUAGAUGGUAAAAUCAAAACAAACAAUAACAACAACAACAAUAAUAAUAAUAAUAAUAAUAGUAAUAAUAAUAAUAAUGAUAUAAAAACAAAUAGUCAACACGAUAAGGAUAAAGUAAAAAAUAAUAUGAUCGAUUUAGAACUAUCAGAAUUAUGGUGUAAAAAAUCAUUAAUUGUUAAUUUUGAAAAUAAUAUAUGUGAAAUAAUUUUAAAUAGACCAGAAAAAUUAAAUGCAAUAAAUAAGGAUAUGAUAAAUGGAUUAUUAAAUAUAAUAAAAAGUUUAGAUAAUGAUGAAAGAUGUUUUAUGGUAAUAAUUAGAAGUGCAAAUAGCAACUGUUUUUCAUCAGGCUCAGAUGUAAAAUAUGUUGUUGAAAAUAAAGAACAAGGUAUACAACAUUUAAAACAGCUCUAUUUGUAUAUUAAUUAUAUAUCUCAAAUGAAAAAAAAUUUACUAUGUAUAUGGAAUGGAUAUGUUAUGGGAGGUGGGUUAGGAAUUUCUAUUUAUUCAAAAUAUAAAGUAAUAAAUAAAAACGCUAUAUUUGCAAUGCCUGAAAAUAAAAUAGGUUUUUUCCCUGAUAUUGGAUGUUGUUAUUUUUUCAGAAAAUAUUUUGGAAGAAAUAUUGGAUUACAUUUAGGUUUAACAUCAUUAAGACUGAAUGAAGUAGAUUUGAUUAAUUUUAAUGUGUGUAAUAAUUAUAUUGAAAAUAUUGAUACUUUUAUGAAUAAUUUGAAGAAUAUAAAAGCAACAAAUCAAGACGAUUUCAAUAAAAAAUUAAAUAAUAUAUUAACAAAUGAAUGUGUUUCAAAAAUGUCUUAUAAUAAGUCUAAUAAUCCGGUUUUAACAGAUGAGUUAAUUAAUAAUAUUAAUACAUAUUAUAGUAGUGCUAAUACCUUGGAAGAUUUAAUAACAAAAUUAAAAAAAGAUAAUAAUGAUUUCUGUAAAAGGUUAUUAUCUGAUAUUUAUUCUAAUUGCUAUUUUAGUUGUAUGUUUUGGUUUUCUUAUUAUUUAUAUAAUUAUGAAAAAUCAUUAGAAGAGGUAUUAAAUAAUGAUUUCAAAAUUACUCAGUAUUUUCUGUUUCAUAAAAAUUCUUUUGAAAGGGGUGUAACAGAAAUAUUGGUAAAAAAAAAUAAAAACUUUCAAUGGAGUAAAGACGAAGAAACAAAUAAUGCCGACUUUGAAGAUAUUGACGAUAUUUUGAUGAACAAAAAUUUGUUGUCAAUAAAGGAAGAAUUUACAAAUAUGAGUGAAUAA